UUUGUUCAUUUUUUUUGUAUUUGUGAUGAUUGACCAAGUUUCUAACUAAUGAUUUGUGUGCUGCAGGUAUAUAAACUUUCCUAUGAUGAUUUCUAGAUUUUGGGUUCAAUAAACAAUCUGUAGAUACAUUCGCUGUUAAAAGCUGCUUAUUAUGUUACUAGAUGGGCUGGCCGAGAUAAACCACUUUUCACCUAAAUAGUUACACCAACCGCACUGAGUAUAACAUAGAACUGUCGCUAAACCACUUUUCACCUGAAUGUCACACAAUAUUAUCAGAUAAGAAUUCAAAUAAUGGUACUGACGAAGCGUCCAUGGGGCAGUGAAGGGGACAGCAACAUAAGGGACCGAGUAUCCCUCGAGACGUCAAAUGCAUGGAAUCCCGGUGACUGCUGCUCCACUAACUUUGACCUUGUUCGCAGCGCUCCUGCACGUGUCAAGGUUUUGCGAGCGUUUACUGCUCCUGAACCCCGUCUAGCAGUUAGCUCCCCCUCGUCGUAUGCAAGCUCAAACUCGUUCCACUGUAGGUCCAUGGACAAGGUGGAGUUUGACGAUGUCACGGACAGAUUACUGCUACGUGUCAUGAAUGGCACUAAGGGGUUCAUCUGUAGUGAGUACACAUGGGAUCCCGUCGCUAAUGAAUGUGUCCAGCCCUUCAUUAUUAAUGCGAGAAGUGAUCUGCACCUGGAAAUUUCGUCCACGCAAGUCAAAGAGAGAAUUGUCCACCUGCAAGAAAAGUUCCGCCAACACAAGAGAGGUGAAGCGAACUUCGGAGCAAAUAUCGAUAUUGCGGAAAAAGUGUUCGGGGACCAGAUAGACUCUCUCCCACCAUCGUUGGAAAUAGAUGCACCUCGAUUAUCUAUUCCACUAUACGAGCAUAGGAAACACUACUACAGAUUUGGCCUUUUGUCCCGUAAGUAUGGAGAAAUUGAGAUGGGGCAGAGGGCAAUAAAGAAGAUACUAAACUUAGAAAAAGUAUCUGGAGGUGAUUUUGCUGUUUUGUCUAAUAUGUUUAAUGAGCUUGGUUGGUUCAGUGAUGCUGAACAAGUGCGAAAGCUAGUAGAUGAGAGGAAAACUGUUAAGGUUCCUGGACUUGCUUUGGUUGGUGAAAUUAGGCAGUUAGUUUGA
Panicum virgatum (switchgrass) is the source of this 1125-nucleotide messenger RNA. RefSeq lists its product as uncharacterized. The record is from RefSeq and is a predicted model, not a curated record. Bases 292 to 1125 code for a protein of 277 amino acids. The transcript is spliced from 5 exons. NCBI's taxonomy places the organism in Eukaryota, Viridiplantae, Streptophyta, Magnoliopsida, Poales, Poaceae.